AUGCUCAACCAAUCGGACGACAACAUGGCAGAGAUGAUGGUGAAGAAUAUGCCCUUGAAGUUGGGCCACACGUUGACCGUAACCGGGAUCCCCAAUGCGGCUCUCGUUAAGGACAGCUUUGAGUUUUAUAUCAGCUCUGGGGAUGACCUUGCGCUGUACAUGGAUGUGCGGUUCAACCGCUACCAAGACAUGAGGCAGGUGGUCUGCAACUCGCACCAGGCGGGGCGGUGGGGGGCCGAGGUCCACCAGGGUGGGUUCCCUUUCAAGUACAAUGAGCUCUUCAAGUUCACCAUCACCCUGACCUGUCAGGAGUUCUUGGUGCUCCUGAGCGAUGGCUCUGAGAUCCACUUCCCCAACCGCCUGGGGGCGACUGAGUACAAGGACUUCUCCUCCGACAAGGGCGUCCUCAUCCACAGCUUUGAGAUCAACUAACCCUGAGCUGGAUCUCCUCCUUCAGUCUGGUGGCCUCUCCUCACAGCAGACCGGUUCACAGGCAGA
This is a messenger RNA of Gadus morhua (Atlantic cod), 498 nucleotides long. Its product is annotated as beta-galactoside-binding lectin-like. Lineage: Eukaryota; Metazoa; Chordata; Actinopteri; Gadiformes; Gadidae. The record is from RefSeq and is a predicted model, not a curated record. Gene Ontology annotation, molecular function: laminin binding; carbohydrate binding; galactoside binding. The transcript is spliced from 5 exons. The coding region runs from base 1 to 432 and encodes 143 amino acids.